AUGCCGGGCUCGUCCCAGUUCGUGAGCCAGUUCUGGGCGCUCUGCGUCAAGAACUGGAUCAUUCUCUUCAAGCAUCCUUUCCUUUCUCUUUUCCGCUGCCUCAUAGGCCCUAUUGGGAUUGGGAUCCUUCUCGCAUACGCACCAAGCUUCAUUUCAAAGCCCGAUAUCGGCGGCCUCGGGUCUAUGGUCCCUAUCCGCGCCCUCGCCGACGCCUUUGAUGCCCGACGGAUCUUGCUCUGGUCCGACGACACCAACUCUACUACCGCAGGUUUCACUGCAGAUGACGUCGUCGCCCGCAUGACCGCUGGUUUCUCCAGCAAACAGCUUGCCGCAUUCCACAAGGUCACCACAGAAGAGAUCGCAGGCCGGUGUAUCGAGAACCCAAACGGAAAGUCUGGGUGCUUCGCAGCCGUCACCUUCGAACAGCUCCCCGCGCGCGGCAACAACCAGACCAUCAACUACACGAUCCGGGUCGACGACUCCACCGGCUUCAUCGACGUCAAGGGGCACAACAGCGACUACGAAGUCAGAGUACUGCCUGUGCAGUGGGCUGUCGACAGUGCGAUUAUCGAGGUCCAAACGGGCACGAAGCCUCCCACCCCACUCGAGUGGCCAUUUGUUUGGGAUUUUGGGGGCGACGCCAGCGAUUCUCGACUGAACUUCCUCGGGAUGGUCGGCUAUCUUUUACAGUUUCCAUUCUACAUCUGUAUCAUCGGGAUUGCGUACCAUAUUCCAGGAGCUGCCACAGCCGAGCGUACGGUGGGCCUGACUAGUCAUAUGAAGGCGAUGGGAUUGUCGGACACUGCCCGCGUCUUGUCAUGGCAUUUCAGCCUGUCGCUCGCCUAUCUCCCGGCAUGGAUCAUCCUCUCCAUCAUCUGGAAGGUCAAGCUGUUCAUUCUCACCAGCUAUGGUUUCAUCUUCGCCCUCUGCGUUCUUACCGGCCUCGCGACCGCCUCGUUUUCGAUGUUCAUUAUGGCGCCCUUCGGGAAGUCUCCUUCACUCGCUGCGAUCCUUGCGACGCUCUGCUGUCUUGUGCCAAUCACGAUCACUAUGUUUUGGCCGAACAUGGACUCCACCAACGCCGGCAUCCUCACAUUCUUCUUCCCGACCUUCUUCUUCGGCUGGACGUUUACCACAAUCACGGACUUUGAGACCCUUCUCCUGCCAGCUUCCCUCACGACGCAGCCACAGCACGAGUUUCCACCUCCUACAAUCCUCCCGAUGUUGAUUGCCGUAAUCAUCUCGAUAUUCUUCUGGCCCAUUGCCGGCGCUCUCAUUGAGCGGUGGCGAUUCGACCCCUGGAACCCGUUCGGGUCGCCCGCACGCACACCCUCCGGCACCGCGAUCUCCAUCCGUGGCCUCGAGAAGUCGUUCCAGUCGUCCGUGUUCAGGCGCAAGUCCGGGCUCGUCAUGGCCGUGCAGGACCUCACGCUCGACAUCCCGGAGCACGGCAUCUUCGCGCUGCUCGGGCCCAACGGCGCGGGCAAGUCGACGCUCAUGGCCGUCCUCGCGGGCCUCACCGGGCGCACGCGCGGGACGGUUCUCUACGGGGACGGCGUGCGCGAGCCCGCGCGCGGGAGCGUUGGUAUCGUGCCGCAGAAGAACGUGCUCUUUGAUGAGCUUUCGUGUCUGCAGACCCUCCAACUGUGGCGCGAGAUCAAGACCGCAGGCAACGCGGGCGCGACGCGCGAGUCGGACGCGGACCUCGAGGGUCUCCUCCGCGACUGCGAUCUGGCGGAGAAAAUUCAUUACCCAUCGGGCAAGCUCAGCGGCGGACAGAAGCGGAAGCUCCAGCUCGCCAUCGGGUUGGUGGGAGGAUCGUCGAUUGUCUUGGUCGACGAAGCGACGUCCGGGGUCGAUCCGAUUUCGCGGCGCGCGAUCUGGAAGACACUUGCCGCAGUGAAGGAGUCGAGAACGAUUGUCUUCACGACGCACUUUCUGGACGAGGCAGAUUUGCUCGCCGACGACAUCGCCGUGCUGGCUACCCCCGGAAAGCUCGUCGCACACGGCACCUCAAUCUCGCUCAAAUCGACUCGCGGCGAAGGCUACAAGCUGCGCGUCACUUUCGACGCGGAGACUGCCAAGACCGGGAUCCCGGAGUCCGAUGUUCUGCAGUUCGUGCAGCGCACGGCGCCGGCGGCCUAUGCGACCACGACGGGGCCUCGGGAGCGUGUUUUCCACCUCAAAACUACGGACCUCCACGUCGUCAAGCACGUGCUGGAGGACGUCGACAAGGAGAAGACGCGCAUGCAGAUCUCUUCCUAUUCGGUGUCGGCCGCGUCCAUCGAAGACAUCUUCUUGGAGCUGAUGGACGCCGAGGACAAGAACGAGGAUCCCGAGAACACUUCUAAGGACAACAUCGCGGAGACUGGUGGCAGCGCCGAACGUCGAACCCACGAGAAAGUCGAGCUGACGACCGGUGUGCAGCGUUCCGUCUUCGGUCAAGCUCUCACGAUCUGCUACAAGCGGCUGUUGAUCCUCCGUCGCUCCUGGCUCGCACCUCUCCUUGCCCUUACCUUCGUCAUCAUCCCGUCCGUGAUCCCGCUCAAGUUCCUUGAAACUGGCGGUAACACGUGCGACGUCGUCAGUCGCGACUUCAGCGGAAACUCGCUAUAUCUCACUACUUCGCCGCUCGAAUACCUGUUUGGAGAAAAUCCGGGUCCUUCGCUCUUCCCUCCAGACGCUCUCGCACCGCUCAACGUUUCCGGCGUGCUCACCAACACCUCGAUCCCCUUCACCUCCAACGCCUCCUUCGUUGAGUACAUCAGCCGCAACUUCACCAACAUUUGGAGCCCCGGUCUCAGCAUCGACCUCGACACUGGUGCCGCGCUCAUUGCUUGGAGCGCCCACGAAGCCCUCUCGAGUGCCACGUUCUUGAACGCUGCCUCGAACCUCCUCCUCAAUCACGCGCUCAACAGCACCGGGGCCGGUACGGGCUACGCCACUCCUCUGCUGAUCACCCCAACCAUUGGCAGCUUCGCAUCGAAGGGCUUGGGCGACCUGACCCCCAUUGUGUGGGCCGCGGUGUUCAGCGCGGCGAUGGCCGUGUUCCCCGGGUUCUUCGCGCUGUACGUCGCGCGCGAGCGCCACUCGGAGGUGCAGGCGAUGCAUUUCUCGAACGGGCUGUCGAACCCGGCGGGGCUCUGGCUCGGGCAUCUGAUCUUCGACGCGAUGACGACGACGUUUGCGGCGACGUUGCUCGUGGUCGUGUGGGCAGGAAAGUAUGCGUUCUUCUUCCACGGCUUGGGCUACUUGUGGCUCGUGAUGAUGCUGUACGGGAUCGCGAGCAUCCUAUAUGCGUACUUAUUUACCCUGUACUUCAAGUCACCUCUCGGUGCAUGGGCAGCGAUUGCUGUCUGGCAUGUUAUUCUGUUCUUGCUCUACACAAUGGCCUACGUCUUAGCCCAGACGUACGGGGACGCCGUAGAGACACAGUCGUUGUACGCCGUGAUUCACUUCACGGUGGGCCUCGUCUCUCCCCUUCCGAGCCUCAUUCGCUCCUCUUUCGUCGCCACCAAUCUCUUCUCCAUACUUUGCGUCGGUGAAGUGGUCACCGGACCCUCCCUCUACGGCAACAUCAUGCACUACGGCGGGCCUAUCCUCUACCUCGUUCUUCAAUCGUUCAUCUACUUCGGCAUACUCGUCUACGCGGACUCCUUCUCCCUCGUCCGCAGCACCCUCAUCCGCCUCCGGACCAAGGGGCUCCGCGCACGUCGGAACUCGCCGACGUCCACGGAGAAUGUCCGUCUUGCAUCCGCGUCCGACACGGAUGGCAACGACAUCGCUCUCCGAGUGUGCAAUGUGUCCAAGUCCUUCGGCGCUUUCAAAGCCGUUGAAGGCGUCAGCUUCGACGUCUCCAAGGACACCGUCUUCGCCCUCCUCGGUCCGAACGGCGCGGGGAAGACGACGACAUUCAACAUGAUCCGGGGAGACAUGACGCCCGACUGGGGCGAAAUCUUUGUGAACGGGCACUCCGUCGUGGCGAACACCAAGGCCGCCCGCUUCUCGCUGGGUGUCUGUCCGCAGUUCUCGGCCAUCGACGCGCAGCUUACCGUCCGCCAACACCUGCGCGUGUACGCGCGGCUCAAGGGUCUGCGGCGCGGCGCGCAGGUCGACGAGAACGUCGACGCGGUGAUGCGCGUCAUGGACCUGCAUGUGUACGCUGACCGUCUGGCGAACAAGCUCUCGGGCGGGAACCAGCGGAAGCUCGCGCUGGCGAUUGCGCUCAUCGGAAACCCAUCGGUCGUGCUCGUCGACGAGUUCUCGACCGGGGUAGAUGCGAAGAUGAAGCGUGACAUGUGGAGCACGCUCAAGCACGUCGCGCCCGGAAAGGCGUUCGUGAUCACCACCCACUCCAUGGAGGAAGCCUCUACUCUCGCGAGCGACGUCGGCAUCAUCUCGCAGCGCUUGCUCGCUGUCGACUCAACCGAUGCACUCAUGGCUCGAUACGCGCGAUACCUGGUUCACUUCCCUGGCCGCACGCGCGAAGACGUCGUGCGCGCGCAAGAGGUGAUGGCACGCAUCCCUGGUGCGCGCCUCUGCGAUGACGUCGCGACGCGCUUCGAGGUUCCCGUCGGGAACGCCGACGAGGGCGUGCCCUCGCUCGCCGUGCUUUUUGGCCUACUCGCGGACGCUGGCGUGGGUGAAUACGCCGUGGAGGAGGCGAGCCUCGAGAGCGUAUUCAUGCAGGUCAUCCGAGACAACGACAGGCCCAACGAACGGGAUGAAAAGUUUGCCUGA
Molecule: messenger RNA, 4740 nt
Organism: Epithele typhae
Lineage: Eukaryota; Fungi; Basidiomycota; Agaricomycetes; Polyporales; Epitheliaceae
Product: P-loop containing nucleoside triphosphate hydrolase protein
Exons: 20
Coding region: 1-4740 (1579 amino acids)
Biological process (GO): lipid metabolic process; transmembrane transport; intracellular signal transduction
Cellular component (GO): intracellular membrane-bounded organelle; membrane
Molecular function (GO): lipid carrier activity; ABC-type transporter activity; ATP hydrolysis activity
Source: RefSeq, a predicted model, not a curated record